Molecule: messenger RNA, 1961 nt
Organism: Nicotiana tabacum (common tobacco)
Lineage: Eukaryota; Viridiplantae; Streptophyta; Magnoliopsida; Solanales; Solanaceae
Product: putative GPI-anchored protein At1g61900
Cellular component (GO): plasma membrane
Source: RefSeq, a predicted model, not a curated record
GACAUAAUAGGCAAUUUCCCCUAAAACGGCACCUCUAAAAUAAAGAAAACACAUCCCCAUACCCCCUCCUGAACACCUACCUGCUGCUACUACUCUUUCUUCCUCUGGUUCUAGGGUUCUUUCUUCUUUGGCACACCCGUUUACUACUUACCCUUUAAUGGAUAUAUACACUGAAUCAAAUCAUUUGUCGAUUUAUUGAGUCUCUUAGUCUACAAUUCUUUGGAUCCAAGCAUUCAUUUAAUGACAAAUGAUUUGGAGAAUUUCUGGUCUCUACUGAAUUUUAACUUCAGGUACUGGUACGUCAUAAUAUUUAUGUGACCAGCUCAAUUCCCGUACCAUCAGCAGCAUAAAGGUAUCGAUUGUGUGUCUCCAUGUUGCGGGAGGGUUAGCAGAGGCAUGGCUUGUGCGAUGACCGCCACUCGUCUCAAGGGUUUGUUGAGCCAUCAGCUGCUAGUCGUUGCUAUCUGGUUGGCCAGCUAUCAGAAUGUAGUGGCUCUACAUGUGCCACAUAAAACAGGCGAAACUUCUUCCACAUCUGAACUGGCUAGCCCUCCCAAAAGUGGAAUCUUUGAACCAAUUGAGAUACCGCCUGCUGUCAUACCUCAUUAUCCUUUCCCGGUGAAGUCAUUGCCACCAAUGUACCCUUCGUUUCCGAAGACAUAUGACCCUGUCUUGACUGGAAGAUGCCCUGUGAAUUUCUCUGUUAUUUCAAGCAUCACAGAUAAGACAGCAUCUGAUUGUACUCGGUCUUUGUCAACAGUUGUAGGAAAUGUAAUAUGCUGUCCUCAGUUCAAUAGCUUACUCCGCAUAUUCCAGGGAUUUUACAGCAACCAUUCUGAUACUUUAGUUUUACAAAGUGCGGUAGCUGAUGAUUGUUUUAGAGAUAUCAUCAGUAUAUUAGCUAGUAAAGGAGCAAACAGCUCAAUUCCUGGCCUAUGCUCUGUGAAGUCAUCAAAUAUAACUGGUGGGUCUUGUCCUGUGAAGGACAUUGGCACUUUCGAGAAAACAGUGAAUACAAGCAAGUUGUUGGAGGCGUGCAGCACAGUUGAUACUCUUAAAGAAUGCUGUAGGCCUGUUUGCCAGCAUGCUAUUUCUGAGGCCGUGCUUCAGAUCUCAGGAAUAAAGACGAGUCAUGGUGGUAAGAACAUAGUUGGAGUGCCUAGUGAAAUUGAUACACUUAGUGACUGUAAAGGAGUGGUCUAUUCGUGGAUUGCAAGAAAACUACGAUUUGAUGAUGCCAAUUCUGCAUUUCGGUUGUUAUCUUCCUGCAAAGUUAACAAAGCGUGUCCCCUGGAAUUCAAGCAACCAUUAGAAGUGAUCAAUGCGUGCAGAAAUUUAGCCGCUCCUAGUCCUUCAUGUUGUAGCUCAUUAAAUGCCUAUAUUACUGGGAUGCAGAGGCAGAUGUUGAUUACAAAUCAGCAAGCAAUUAUGUGUGCUGCGGCAUUUGGUUCUAUGUUACAGAAGGCUGGGGUCAUGACAAAUGUUUAUGAGCUUUGUGAUGUUGACUUGAAAGACUUUAGUCUUCAAGCAUAUGGGCAAGAAGCAGGGUGCUUACUUCGAAGUUAUCCAGCAGAUCUGGUGUAUGACAACUCAACAGGUUUCAGCUUUACUUGCGACUUAAAUGACAAUAUUGCUGCUCCAUGGCCUUCAUCAUUGACCGGCACAUCUUUUUCUCUAUGUGCUCCCGAGAUGUCGUUGCCGGCAUUACCAACAUCAGAGACAUUAGGAAAUUCUAGCUGUCCCCGUGGUGGAGUGGAUCUCCUUGUGCCCAUUCUUUUGUUUUUUGUUUCUAUAUUGUUUUCAAGAGAUUUUCCAGAAAGCUGAUCCAGUUUGAAUUAGAGCCCUGUAGGUAGAUAGUGAAUGACCAGAUCACGUGUAUAUAUUUGAGUAUCCUUCCUUAUGUAUAGCAGCUCUCUUUUUUGCCAAGUCGAUUCAUGGUUUUGCAAUUAGGAUAAUCUACA